GCCAGGUCGCUCUGGCUCACGUCUGACAUGUCCAUUUGCCAUUCACCUGGAGCCAACCGGAGCUCGUAGGUGAUGUUUCCUCUUUCUAAAUGGCCAUAUUGCUCUGGUGGCUUGACCAUGCAGCGCUUCGAGACCUUCGUCCUGCGCUCCGUCUUGUGCUUCAUGCACCUGUCUCAGUAGCUGGGGCUGCAAGACAGACCCCGCGGCCGGAGUCUGGUCGUCUCGGUCGCUCAUCGUCGCGGUGGGCUUGUCCUCUCUCUUUCCCGCCUCACAAGGUGCUGCAUUUCAUGGAGAUUGACCGCCACAUCGGCUAUCACUCAACCGGAGAUACGUACUCCCUGGAAUUUAAUUCCGCCCGCAUUGUGUCUGAUGCCGCCAUUGUCUCCCUCGGAGGCUCUUUUUCGGAACCUUGAGACCUUUGUUGACUGUCGAAUUCGAGCGAAUGUACUUCAUACAAACCAUCAA
Messenger RNA from Aspergillus ibericus CBS 121593, 465 nucleotides. RefSeq lists its product as uncharacterized. Lineage: Eukaryota; Fungi; Ascomycota; Eurotiomycetes; Eurotiales; Aspergillaceae. The record is from RefSeq and is a predicted model, not a curated record. The coding region runs from base 90 to 413 and encodes 107 amino acids. The transcript has a single exon.